Molecule: messenger RNA, 1418 nt
Organism: Felis catus (domestic cat)
Lineage: Eukaryota; Metazoa; Chordata; Mammalia; Carnivora; Felidae
Exons: 8
Coding region: 1-1092 (363 amino acids)
Biological process (GO): defense response to virus; cytidine to uridine editing; negative regulation of single stranded viral RNA replication via double stranded DNA intermediate
Cellular component (GO): nucleus; cytoplasm; P-body
Molecular function (GO): RNA binding; cytidine deaminase activity
Source: RefSeq, a predicted model, not a curated record
AUGUGGGGUGCAGGGGUCAGGGGUGUGAGUUGCCUGCUGGACAAGGACACCUUCCUGGAAAACUUCCACCUUGAGUGGUGGCCAAAUAAGGCCUACCUCUGCUACGAGACGGAGCUCCCCAGCGGUGACCCCGGGGUCCCUCUGGGCCAACACAAGGACGUCCUGUGCAAUAAGCCGGACUGCCACGCGGAGUUGCGCCGGCUGCUGCGGAUCCAGGCCUGGGAGCUGGUUUCUGUUGUGGAGAACAGACACGUGACCCCACACCCCUUGGCCUCCCGCCUCUAUACCGAGGAAGGAUUUCAGAAUGGGUUGCGCCUCCUGCGGGGGGCCGGGGCCCGCAUCACCAUCAUGACCUCCACCGGUCCCUGUGGAGCUCCCGGGGUGGGCGGUGGGCAGGGAGAGGCCUGGGGGGACUGGCUACGAAGGGCAAAGCCUGUCCCUGAGAGUCAGACACCCUGUGGCCACCCCUGUGGCCCAGCUCUCCUCCCGCCCCGCCCUGCCCCACUGCAAAGUUUGAGCACUGCUGGGAACCCUUCGUGGACAACCAGGGAAGAGCCUUCGAGCCCCGGGACACGCUGGUCUCCCAGAGUCAGGACCUCGCUGAGACGCUGCAGGUCACAGGGGUCUAGAGACCAAAACCCUCCUCCUACAAGCCAUCCUGUCAGCAGCACUGACUGGAAGGGACAGCCACGCUCUGCAAGAGAAGAGGAAGGAGUCUGCUGGAAAGGAACCUCCCCUCUGAGGUCAGGGCACGCGGUGCACAGACAAGGGACUGGACGCGCAGGGGACUGGGACCGGCACCCAGGCGGGAUCCCCCCACCGCCGCCGGGCUCAGUGUGGCCCUCGUGCCGGCUCCGUGGAAUCCAGAGCCCGCUGAGUGGAGCCCCGGCUGCUGGUGGGCGUGCACGAGGCCUUCCCGAAGGACAGCAAGAGACCCGGGUCUGGGUGAAACCAGCGAGCAGAAGCCCCCAGGAGCCCUGGCUUCCAGAAUCCGGCAGCUGGCUGGCGUCUGGGCUGCAGGAGGCGCAGGGCCACAGUGAGCAUGUCUGUGGGACUCAGCUCGUGCGCGGGUGCCCAGCAAGCACGCGCUGACGCAUAUGCCCUUCGAACGUCUCCAUUCUUCCAUCUUGACGGCUCUCCCCUACCUUUUAAGUUGACGUUUGACUUCUCUACUGUGCCUGAGUGUUUGUGAGCCUCAGAACUCCGGGUGGGGUCCCAGGGCCCCCAGCCGUGCUCCCCUCACUCAGCAGGGCGCGGGGGACAGGGGGGGCCGGGACCAGGGCUGUCCCCCGUGUGUAUUCCCAUGUCACCGGCUCUCCUAACACCCACGGCUGCGGCGGGAUUUUUAAUGACCGUUUUCCUCAAUGUAAUUAAGUAGAAUUUCAUGUACAAUAUUAAAAUAAAAUGGAGAAGUUAAA